UACCAUCUUCAGGCGCACCCCAGACACACACACACACACAGGGAGAGAGAGAUCCGUUAAGCAGAACAAAUUUAUGCUAUGGCGAGCUCAGAUGCAAGUACGUCGUCCGGAAGUGAGUACCAAGUGUUCCUAAGCUUUAGAGGACCCGACACUCGCGUCGGAUUCACCGACUUCCUCUUCCAUAGCUUGAUCGACGCUGGAAUAUGCGUCUUUCGAGACGAUGAAGAGCUCCGUGUCGGUGAAAGGAUCGAUGGAUCGCUUCAGCGAGCGAUCGAAAACUCCAAAAUCUACAUACCAGUCUUCUCUCAAAAAUAUGCUUCGAGCCAAUGGUGCCUCCGUGAGCUCGUGCAAAUCAUGGAAAAUACUUCCAAAUCGGAAGGUAAAAAAGAGAUCCUACCCAUUUUCUUCGAUGUGGAACCUGACGAUGUUAAGCUGAAAACCCCUUUGUAUCGCGAAACCAUACUCAAUUUGGAACGCGAGAAGAAGUUGAGCAAUGAGCAAGUAGAUGCAUGGAGAGAGGCUCUCAUGGAGGUUGAUGCGAUAAAAGGGUGGGAAGUGAAGAAGUACAAAGGAUGAAGAACAACGUCCAAGCACUGAAUCUCGACUUACACAGAAGUGAUCAUAAGACUAUCACAAGUGAAGAGAUGGGAAGGUUUCAACAUCUACGGUACCUCGGAUUGAAUAGGGGAACCUUCAGUGGUAACUUGGC
Rhodamnia argentea is the source of this 709-nucleotide messenger RNA. Its product is annotated as disease resistance protein L6-like. The transcript has 2 exons. Bases 79 to 576 code for a protein of 165 amino acids. Gene Ontology annotation, biological process: signal transduction. NCBI's taxonomy places the organism in Eukaryota, Viridiplantae, Streptophyta, Magnoliopsida, Myrtales, Myrtaceae. The record is from RefSeq and is a predicted model, not a curated record.